AUGUCGAGUUUAGACAUCAUUUGUGAAAACAUUCACGCUGACCACGCGCCGCGGUGGUUCGCAAACUGGGAGCGCGGAGCUGCAUGUGUCGCAUGCGUCGUGGAGAUGAUAGAAAGGCCGGACGUGUCGUCUUUGCGCAAGCGCGCUGCGCUGGUGUGCGUGACUCGCGCUGAGGAGAUACGCGAGCUGCUGUACUGUGAAGAAAACCUGAGAGCUCUUCCGCCACCAUCUGCAGCUCUGUGUCCAUCAGUCGGCACCCUGGUCUCCUCAAUGAUGGUUCCUUCCACUCCUUCAUGGCUUCUCAUGCUCAUGUGUCGCCUUGCUCAAGGCCCCAUCUUGGACUGCAUCUUUCUUCCUCCUCCUGGCAAUCCAUCUGCCUCCAGAACCUCCUCCUACUCUUCAUUGCUCUCCACGGUGCAAGUUUGCAGGGAUCGAAUGCUGUCCUGUUGUGUGGAUUCAACACUGCUGGAUCAGACAGUAGAAGUACUGUUGCAGAUGUCAUUAGAUAGACCACAGCUUUUACACUUCAUCUUAGAUGAGAUACACUCGCAGUUGAGUGAUAGGAGCAGGCUGAAUGCUUCUCUAACAUCCUUCAUGUUUUUGGGAAAACUGCUGGAUUCUCAUCCUGGUCUGAGUCAAACGCUGACCUCCAGCCACUUGUGUGUAUUAGAGUGUGUUUGUGAAGGUUUACUGGUCUCAGAUGAGGAGGUGAAGGUCGCUGUGUGUUAUGUGCUGUUAAAAAUCUGGAGCUCAGUCACUGCAGUCCACACACUGCCAAACACACACCGGGACAAAAUGUGUGUGUUACUGCUACACACUCUAUCAGAUACACAAACAACUGCACUCACCAUCAACUGUCUCGGGGUCCUGAAGCAGAUGUUGCAGUACUCUGAUGUUGCUUGUGUGUUGAUGAGUUUGGGUGAAUGCAGUGAAAAACAUCAUCUACCAUACCAACCACUGCCUCUCAUUAUAAAGAAGCUGUUGUUGAGCAGUCAGGACUCUCUACAGGUGGUGUCUAUUCAUUGUGUGUGUGCAGUAUUGAUUCACUCUCCAGCUCGCUUCAGUUCCUCCUUCAUUCAUGCAGAUUUACCCGAGUUUCUGUUUGAAUGUGUGUGUAGCAGCAGUGAGAUGAUGUUGUGGUGGAUCUUUCACUGUCUACUGUUGAUGUCUGAAGAUCCUCAGUUCUUCUCACAGUGUCACUCUGUGUACGGCAUUGAGUCAUUAGUGCGCAGUCUGAAUGAGACUCUGGGAAAAUCCAAUACUGAGGUUCAGAAACAAGGACUUGAGCUACUGACAGCCAUCUUAGACAGGCAGCCUGCAGGUGUGUGUCUGUUUCCAACAGGAUGUGAGUUUUCUGCUAUUGUUGAUGUCAUCAUUAAGGGCGUGGCCUCCUCCUGUCUGCAGGUGUCUAUGCUUGCAGUACGAGCCGCUGCUUUGCUCCUCAGACCUCAUCAUCAGUCCAGUCCGGUUCAGUUCUCAGACAUCAUGAGAAUGAUGUCAGCUGUGAUGUGUAAAUGCACCGAUCAUCAGUCAGUGAAAGCAGGAGGAGUUUUACUGCAGACUCUCACAUGCAUUGAAGCAGCCUGCAGGUUGGCUGAAGUGUAUCUGUGUGAGUGUAGUGUGAAUGAUGGUGUGUGUUCAUCUUCACAACAGCAGGUCACACUGGAAACUCUGUGUGUCUAUCUGCUACACUGCUGUGAUACAACCUGCAUCCCUACUGUUACUAGAGUGUGUGAACGUCUCUCCUCUCCACAGCUUCUGCAGGUCUUGCUGUCGAUUUUGUCUCAUCAGUUUUCUUUAUGUCCUGCUCACAUGGCGUCCUUCUCCAGGAAACUCGCUUCCUCUGGUUUCAUCAGACUGACUCUACAAAUCAAAGCUCAACAGUGUUCAGAAAACAGAAAUUCUUCCCUGAAUUUGGUCUGCUGUGAUUUCCUGUUGAAACUUUGCACACAUUUAUUUUCCCAGAUAUACACUGAGACCAGUGAACUUCAAGCUCAUGUGGAGUGUAAACUGGAGGAGUGUUUGGUGUCUCUGUUCUGCUCUGUGUCUGAUUGGUGCUCUCUGCUGGUGGAUUCAUCCGAGUCGAUCAUAAACACACAGUAUUGUCUCAUCUAUCUUCUGCAUGUGUCCCUGCUGCAUGGAGACAGGCUGAUGUGUGAAUCUUCAGUCUUCUCCAGUGUGCUUCAGUUCAUCUGUGUUCAGGAUGUCAAUGAUGUUUCUUUGCCUCCAUCUGUGCAGUCGUCUGUUAUCUACCUGCUGUCUGUUACUCAACACAGCUGCACUCAUCUGGACACGGUUUCUGUGAAGAGCAUCAGUAAAGCUCUUUCCUGCUCUCCUCUUCUCUUCUCUCUCUCCUCUAUUCAUCCCUCUAUCCUGAGGUUUAUCUUCUGUUACCCGGAGCUGUCGGAGCGUUUCGGAGUGACGGCUCUGACUGAACGUCUCUGUGGUGGAUCAGAUGAGGAACAGAUGCAGUCAGAUCUACUGCAGCUUCUUCAUGAACAUCCAGACGCUCUCAUCUCUAUGCUGGUUGUGGUUUGUGAAGCUGAUGCUCCUGCAGCACACCGAGCUGAACGUGUGUUAAAGUGUUUCAUGUCAUCAGAGGACAUCAGCAGUAGUUGUGAUCUCUGUCAUCAGAUGAAAUCAACUUUACUGAAUCUCCUGCAGAAACUCACACACACAGAUUUCCGAGUGUCUGUGUUAGUGGAUGUGCUGACUGUGCUUCAGAGUAAAACAUCUACUCAAAGUGAAAUGAAUCACACAGACUUCAAACUGCUUUACCAUGUCAAUAAUCUGGUUGCAAAGAUGAACUCCAGUGAGCUGCUGCUGUCUGUGUUGAACUGUCUGUACUGUUUCUUGAGUCUGUGUCCAUCACACUGCACUGACCGAGUGGUGUCUCUGCUGCUGGGUAACAUCAGACUGAUGGAGGUGUUGGAGAAUAUUCUUUCUCCCUUUUCAUCAUCAUCAUCAUCCCUACAGUGCUCUUCACUUCUUCUGGUCGCCACCCUUAUCUCUCUACAACACAGACAGUCUGUGCAGGUUCACAGGAACAUCACAAUAGAUCUUCAUGAGAUAGUGAGACGACUGGCCUUCAGCAAGAGACACACAGACAGCCUACUGUUGAUGUGUAGUAUGAGAUUGUUGCAGGUGUGGUUGGAUGUAGACGAGUGUUCACUGGUGUGUGUCUCUCAGACUGCAGCGCUGCAACGCUCUCUUCAGUCAGUAGAUGGCGCUCUACAUCCACUCGUAUACAGUGAAGCACACACACUCAUGACAGCACUGUGUGGACUCACACUGCAGAAACAGGAUAUGAUGAUAAGCACUGCUGUGAACUGUUUGAGGUCUUUGAUUGGUUUUCUGAACAGAAGGAACAUUGCCAUAGUCCAGCGGAUGCUCUCUCAGCCCUGGAUGCAUUUCCUGCUCUUCUCUCUCCUGUCCUGUAGAGGAAGUCUUGUACUACACCCUGCUAUACUCACCCUCAUCACACAGCUGGUGUGUUUUGGUGGAGGGAUCUCUGAGUGGAAGACUGAAGUUGAGUUGUUGUGUGAGGAGGUGGAGAGACAUGGAGUAACACAAAUCACACACAACACACUGAGACUGCUGCUUACACAAUGUUGUGCUCUUUCUCCUCCUGAAGGUCUGAGGAUGAGGAUGGAGACUUUACUGGAGUCACUUCCACAUCAUGAGACCUCUGACAGUCCACAUCAACACAUGAUGUAUCCUCACACAGACACACAAUGGGUCUCAUUCAUGAAACACGAGCAGAACGAAUUUUUGUGUAAAUCGUUCGUAAAGUCCUUUUGGCGUACAUUUUCGGAUUCAUGAAAAUGUUCGUAUUUUCCAAAUGUUAGUUGGUACGAAAGAAAUCUACACCUGCUCCCAGCCACGCGUAAAUUGUGUGUUUAACAUCCGAACGUUUUGCUCAUCAAUAAGGCUGUAUUUUAAUUCACCAUAAUCAUGUACAUAUUACACUGCAUUUUGUAAAAAAUAUUAUACAGUAAUUAUAUACGUUUUUUCUUUUAACUUUUAUUAUAAGCUCCAGUAAUAGCAUCUGCAAACGGAACACUUUAAUCAAGUACAUUAUUGAUUUCAAUAGGGCUGGGCAAACGAAAUUGUUAAGGAAAUUGUUUCCUAUAAAAUGGCCAAAAUCAGGCAUAACACAUUUACGAUGGCUAAUAUAGAUUUAGAUUUGGCAGAGCGCUGCGCAAAAGGCGUAUUUUUAGAGACCGCGCAGACUUACUUGCCGAGAAUGAAGACUGUUAAUUAGUCGUUUCAUGCUUCCCAGACCAGUUCUUUUGUGAAAAGUUAAAUCUACUCAAAUGUAAACUGCUUGUGUAUUUCCUCGAAAAUUAUAUAUUUUUUAUUUUUGAAUAAGAUUUUUUCGAAGUUAACUAAUUCAUAGUUAACUAAUGUGGAACUGUUUGAUUAACAGAUGAAAUUUCAUUAACAGCAUCUGUAAUGUGCUGCCAAGCUUCCUUUUUUUAGGACCCGAGACGCCACUAUGUAUGCUUGAAAAUAAAAUUUGGCUUUUUGAAUUAA
Molecule: messenger RNA, 4536 nt
Organism: Paramisgurnus dabryanus
Lineage: Eukaryota; Metazoa; Chordata; Actinopteri; Cypriniformes; Cobitidae
Source: RefSeq, a predicted model, not a curated record